Rhodamnia argentea is the source of this 2803-nucleotide messenger RNA. Its product is annotated as BTB/POZ domain and ankyrin repeat-containing protein NPR1-like. The transcript is spliced from 4 exons. Gene Ontology annotation, molecular function: protein binding. Gene Ontology annotation, biological process: systemic acquired resistance, salicylic acid mediated signaling pathway; defense response to fungus; defense response to bacterium. Lineage: Eukaryota; Viridiplantae; Streptophyta; Magnoliopsida; Myrtales; Myrtaceae. Gene Ontology annotation, cellular component: nucleus. Bases 729 to 2486 code for a protein of 585 amino acids. The record is from RefSeq and is a predicted model, not a curated record.
UUGGUCGUUACGCUUGCUUACGAGCUAAAAGAUGGCGAAGUCGGUUUGUUCUUCCUCCUGAGUCAACCGCGUUGGACCAGAGCUGGAAGAGAGAACGAAGCCGCCCCCACAGCACUCGCUUCCCUUCCCUUCUUCCUCCUCCUCCUCUUCUUCUUCUUCUUCUUUUGACUUUCUUCUGAUUUCAGAAUCACCACCACCACCCCCUCUCUCUCUCUCUCUCUCCCCAUUCACACGCUCCUACUCGGAGCUCGCUUCUCCAUCUCCUCAGCAACGUGCUUAUAUCCGACAAUCCUCGCGAUCUCGCGGUCCGUGGGGUUCCUUCUGUGCCUCCAUCCGAUCCUUCGUCUGAACGAUCUUCCUAUUUCGAAGCACGAGGUUGUGUGGAGGUUUUGACUCCCUCUUUGUUGCACGCUCAGUGUGAGGAGUUGCUUCACUAGGUGAUUUCGAGCUCUCGUGUUGUUGUUACUUCUUGUCUUCUCUUUUGACGAACAGGUAAUCAUUUUAAGUUGUUGAAGUGAUUCAUUGGGACGAAGGGUCUGUCGCUGAUUCUUUUGAUGUCUGUGAUCGCUGGAGUAUUUGGGCAAAUAAAAUUGCCGUCUGGGUGUGCUUAGUGUCUCUGAGAUGUUCUUAUAAGGAUACCCUUUUUGGCGUUCGUGGCUAGAAAUCGCGAGACUUGUAUAUGUAUUGAGACUAUUGGAAGGAUUACUGAUAUCUAGUCUUUAAAGUUAAUGGAUAAUGGGAAUGAACUGUCUUCGCCAUCGUCUUAUUUGUCAAAUGGGUCUACCGAUCACGACGUGUUGGUUCCUGCCAUGAAUCUAGAGUCAGGCAAUGCCCUUGAUCUUCUGAGUUUGAGCAAGCUCAGCAGUAGCCUCGAGAAGCUACUGGUUGGUGCCGAUUACAACUACAGUGAUGUGGAAAUAGUGGUUGAGGGCAUCUCUGUGGGAGUCCACAGGUGCUUGUUGGCAGCUCGGAGUCGGUUCUUUCACGAGCUUUUCAAGAAGGGAAAUGGCAAUAAUGCAGGGGAAGGAAAACCGAGGUAUCUCAUGUCGGAGAUGGUAAGCAAUGGUCGUGUUGGAUAUGAGGCUUUCGAUGUUUUGUUGAGUUACAUAUACACGGGAAAGCUGAAGCCAUUUCCAGCGACGGUGUCAACAUGUGUGGACAGCAGUUGCACGCAUGACGCGUGCCUCCCUGCUAUUAACUAUGCCGUGGAGUUGAUGUAUGCCUCGGCCACUUUUCAGAUAAAAGAGUUCGUGAUGCUUAUUCAGCGUCGUCUUUUCUACUUUGUCAAGGAGGCUGCGGUGGAAGAUGUCGUCCCCAUACUUGUGGUUGCUUCCGACUUCCAGUUAAACGAGCUACUCUCGUGCUGCAUCGAAAGAGUUGCAGGAUCUCAUAUGGACAGCAUUGUGUUAGAAAAGGCGCUUCCUCAUGAGGUUUAUACUAAAAUAAAAGUACAACGUGACAAAUUUGGCAGGGCUGCUGAACCAAUGGUAACUGACGUGAAUCCCUUGCUGGAAAAGAAAAUCAAGCAGGUCCACAGAGCUUUGGACUCUGAUGAUGUCGAAUUGGUCAGGCGUCUCUUACAUGAAUCGAAUGUCACUCUCGAUGAUGCUUUUGCUCUUCACUACGCCACUGCUUUCUGUGAUCCCAAGGUUUUCAAGGAGGUGCUUGGUCUAGGAUUGGCUGAUCUUAACCUCAAGGAUUCUCAAGGAUACACAGUGCUUCAUCUGGCUGCGAGGCGAAAGGCACCGUCUAUUUUAAUGGCUCUGCUGGCUAAGGGUGCCUGUGCAGUGGAAAGAAUGUCGGAUGUUCAAACAGCUGUUACAAUUUGUCGGAGAUCGACAAGACCCAAGGAUUAUAACCAGGAGACAAAACAGGGGCAGGAAUCUAACAAAGACCGAAUAUGCAUUGAUGUCCUUGAACGGGAGAUGCAAUGUAUUUCAGUGGCUGGUUACAUGUCUAAUUACGUGUCAAUUUCAACAGAUGCAACAGCUGAUGACAUUAUGAGGCUUGACUACCUGGCUAGCAGAGUGAAAUUUGCAGGGACGUUUUUUCCUGCUGAAGCCAAGCUGGCUAUGGAGAUUGCAGAUGCAGAGUGGACCUCAUUGUAUAAAGUUUUAGCAUCAAAAAGCUUGAAUGGGAAGCAGGUUGAUUUGAAUGAAGGCCCUGCUUUCUGUGCUAACGAACUCCAAUUGAAGCUUCAGGCACUGCGUAGAACAGGCAUACUCAAGAUGUCUGCGUGCAAGAUUAUUCUUAUGGAUUGGUUUCUUACUAAACCCUGGAUGAUGUCUGCAAAUGAUUUGGAAUUCUGUGUACAUGCUCUCGACAGAUGUGUAUAUCCACGUCUUAUGAACAUAACCAGCCCAAAGCAUUUCUCUAGCUUGUGGCUUUUAGUUUGUAAACUGUACAAUGCUGAUAGACAUCUGUUUUGCUACGCAAUAAGCACCAUGAAAAGCAUUCAAAGCUUCUGCACCAAGGUUUUUACCUGAGAAAUCUAAACUUUUCAAGGAUUAUGUUUGUAUUCAGUGGGAUGAUGUAGGCGUGGACUGGACUAGAAGCCUCGUUACAAUCUGGAAAUUCUAAUCUGCUGAUUCCUAUAACUAAAUAAGGCCGUUAGUCAUUCUAAUACCGACAGCUCAUUGAAAUUUCUGUGAUUGCAGUGGAAAUGGGUCGGCGCUAUUUCCCUCAUUGCUCGGAUGUUCUCGACAACUUCCUGGACGAGGUUCCCGACGAUUUCUUCCUUGAAAAGGGCACAUCUGAAGAGAAGAGGAAUAAAAAGGCGCGCUUCAUGGAACUGAAGGAAGAG